Molecule: messenger RNA, 1099 nt
Organism: Rubroshorea leprosula
Lineage: Eukaryota; Viridiplantae; Streptophyta; Magnoliopsida; Malvales; Dipterocarpaceae
Source: the annotation of a GenBank genome assembly
AUAUGAUGAAGAAAAGGAUAAAAAUAUAAUAUAAUAUAUAUAUAUAUAUAUAUAUAUAUAUAUAUCUUUGCAUUGCCUAAUUGUCUCUCUAAUUUUUCUUCUUUUAAUUGUUUCUUUCUUUAUUUUACAACACACCCCUCCCUUUUUUCUUUUUUUUUUGAGCCUUUACUAACAUUUGAUAUAUAUAUAUAUAUUUGCUAAGUUCCAACUUAUAUUUUUCUGCUAUCACUUGUUCCCUUUAUUGUCAGUCUGUUUUAUCAUUCUCGGAUCAACUGAGGCUAUUCAAGGAAUACAAGGAAAGGAUAAAGUUAGCCAUGGGCGAAGAGAAAACCACCGAGUUUCUUUCAAAAGCCCUAUUCAUGGUUUACGCAGGAAGUAACGACAUUACUGUCACUUACUUUAUCACUCCAUUCAGGAAAGUGAUAUUUAACAUUGAUUCCUACACUGAUUUUAUGACAAGCUUAGCCUCACAAUUUUUCAAUGAGCUUUAUGAGCUAGGAGCGAGGAGAAUUGCGGUUAUUGGUGUGCCAUCAAUCGGGUGUGUACCGUCACAAAGAACGCUGAAAGGAGACAAAGCAAGAAACUGUGCAGAGGAUAUCAACCAUGCUGCAUCACUCUUCAACUCAAAGCUCUCAAACCAAGUGGAUUCUUUCAAGAAAAGUCUUCCAGGCCUUAAGGCCGUCUACUUUGAUGCCUACAAUCCAUUGCUCUCCAUGAUCCAAAACCCACAAAAAUAUGGUUUUGAAGAGGUAAACAAAGGUUGCUGUGGCGCAGGCGAUAUAGAAGUGGGCAUACUGUGUAAUCCUCUCAGCAAAACCUCCAACGACGAUUCUUCAAAAUUCAUUUUCUGGGACAGCUUCCAUCCCACAGAGGCAGCUUACAAGAUCCUUUCCUCUAAGAUCCUUACUCGGCACCUCGAUGAGCUUCUCUGAUUUCAGGAAUUUUUACAGCUACAAAUUUACAAAUUUUUAUUGAAUUGACAUGCAAAUAGGCGACACUGCCACCACUAAUAACAUAUCAUCCUUUUUAUUCUUCUUCCUUUCUCUUCCAAUGCUAUCUUUGAAAGAACUUUCCUCUCAAAUAAAUAACUUUAUGAAAU